CCGUGGGAAGAUGGCGGACGGAAAGGGAGACGCCGCCGCCGCCGGGGCCGGGGCCGGGGCUGAGGCUUCGGCAGCAGCCGGAGCUGGAGACGGAGCCGAGACUGAGCUCAUGGCUCGGGGUCAUCGCCCCGCAUCUCCGGCGCCGGGAGCCCCGGGACUGCGUCCGUGUCUAUGGCAGCUGGAGACGGAGCUGAGGGAGCAGGAGGUUUCGGAGGUCUCAUCUUUGAACUACUGCCGUAGCUUCUGCCAGACCUUAUUGCAAUAUGCAAGCAACAAGAAUGCAUCAGAACAUAUUGCGUAUCUUCUGGAGGUAUAUCGUCUUGCCAUCCAAAGCUUUGCCAGUGCACGGCCGUAUUUAACUACUGAAUGUGAAGAUGUCCUGUUAGUGCUUGGCAGAUUAGUACUGAGUUGUUUUGAAUUGCUGCUUCCAGUGUCUGAAAGUGAACUGCCAUGUGAAGUCUGGGUACCUUUCCUUCAGAGUCUACAGGAGUCACAUGAUGCAUUAUUGGAAUUUGGGAAUAAUAACCUACAAAUAUUGGUUCAUGUUACCAAGGAAGGGAUGUGGAAAAACCCAAUUCUUCUUAAAAUUCUGUCUCAACAGCCAGUAGAAACAGAAGAAGUCAAUAAGUUGAUUGCACAAGAAGGACCUUCCUUUCUGCAAAUGCGAAUAAAACAUCUGUUGAAAUCCAACUGCAUACCCCAGGCUACUGCUUUAUCAAAACUAUGUGCAGAAUCUAAAGAAAUUCCGAAUGUGUCAUCUUUUCAGCAAGCCUAUAUCACAUGUUUAUGUUCCAUGCUUCCUAACGAAGAUGCUAUUAAGGAGAUUGCAAAGGUCGACUGCAAGGAAAUACUAGACAUCAUAUGUAAUCUGGAAUCUGAGGGUCAGGAUAACACAGCAUUUGUUCUUUGUACGACUUACUUUACCCAGCAGCUUCAAACUGCAAGUGUAUAUUGUUCUUGGGAACUGACUCUCUUUUGGAGUAAACUGCAAAGAAGAAUCGACCCUUCUUUAGACACUUUUUUGGAGCGCUGUCGUCAGUUUGGUGUCAUAGCCAAAACACAGCAGCAUUUAUUUUGCCUGAUUAGGGUUAUACAAACUGAAGCACAAGAUGCUGGUCUCAGGGUGUCAAUUUUACUGUGUGUCAGAGCUCUUCAACUCAGAUCAAGUGAGGAUGAGGAAAUGAAGGCAUCAGUUUGUAAAACAAUUGCUUGUCUUUUACCAGAAGAUUUAGAAGUUAGACGAGCCUGUCAGCUUACAGAAUUCUUAAUUGAACCCAGUUUGGAUGGAUUUAAUAUGUUAGAAGAACUAUAUGUGCAACCAGAUCAAAAAUUUGAUGAAGAAAAUGCACCAGUUCCGAAUUCUCUCCGAUGUGAGCUUUUACUAGCUUUAAAAGCCCACUGGCCUUUUGAUCCUGAAUUCUGGGACUGGAAAACUUUAAAGCGACACUGCCACCAACUCCUAGGACAAGAAGCCUCAGAUUCUGAUGACGAUCUAAGUGGCUAUGAAAUGUCUAUUAAUGACACAGAUGUUUUAGAGUCAUUUCUCAGUGACUAUGAGGAGAGUAAAGAUGAUAAACAAUAUAGAAGAAAUUUGACAGAUCAGCAUAAGGAGAAAAGAGACAAAAAACCCAUUGGUUCUUCUGAAAGAUACCAGAGGUGGCUUCAGUAUAAAUUCUUCUGUUUGUUAUGUAAGCGAGAAUGUAUAGAGGCCCGGAUUCUUCAUCAUUCUAAGAUGCAUAUGGAAGAUGGAAUUUACACCUGUCCAGUUUGUGUUAAAAAAUUCAAGAGAAAAGAAAUAUUUGUUCCUCAUGUGAUGGAACAUGUUAAAAUGCCACCAAGCAGAAGGGACCGCUCCAGAAAGAAAUUACUAUUGAAAGGCUCUCAAAAGGGUAUUUGUCCCAAGAGCCCCUCUGGAACCCUGGAGCAGAAUCAGUUGUUGAAUGAACAAGCCAAAGGAGAGUCUCAUGAAUAUGUCACAUUCAGCAAAUUAGAAGAUUGCCACCUGCAAGACAGAGAUUUGUACCCAUGUCCUGGCACAGACUGUUCCCGUGUGUUCAAGCAGUUUAAAUAUUUAAGCGUGCAUCUUAAAGCUGAACACCAAAAUAACGAUGAAAAUGCCAAGCAUUACUUGGAUAUGAAAAACAGAAGAGAGAAGUGUACUUACUGUCGACGGCAUUUCAUGUCUGCUUUCCACCUGCGGGAGCAUGAACAAGUGCAUUGUGGUCCUCAGCCUUAUAUGUGUGUAUCUAUAGAUUGCUAUGCCAGGUUUGGAUCAGUGAAUGAACUACUUAACCAUAAACAAAAACAUGAUGAUCUGCGUUAUAAAUGUGAAUUAAAUGGUUGUAAUAUUGUUUUUAGUGAUUUGGGACAACUGUACCACCAUGAAGCACAACACUUUAGGGAUGCGUCUUACACGUGCAACUUUGUUGGUUGUAAAAAGUUCUAUUAUUCCAAAAUUGAGUACCAGAAUCACCUCUCAAUGCAUAAUGUUGAAAGCUCUAAUGGAGACACGAAGAAAUCAAUAAACCCUGAGGAGCCUGCAACAGGUGAAAAGCAAGAUUGUAUUGAUCAACCCCACCUGCUUAACCAAACUGAUAAAUCGCAUUUACCUGAGGAUCUUCUUUUCUGUGCAGGAUCAGCUACUUCUCAGAUAGAUACAGAAACUGCAGAAAAUCUGAAAGAAAACAGUGACAGUAAUUCUAGUGAUCAGUUAAGUCAGAGCUCUUCAGCUUCAGUGAAUGAAGAGCUAAUUGACACACUGGAUCAUUCUGAAAGCAUGCAGGAUAUAUUAUUGUCCCAUGAAAAAGUCUUUGUGCCCUCCAGUUUAAAAGAAAAGUGUUCCAAUGUGGCAAUUUGUUUUGAUGGGAAUAAGUUUACCUGUGGUUUUGAUGGCUGUGGUUCCACAUACAAAAAUGCAAGAGGGAUGCAGAAGCAUCUACGAAAGGUUCACCCAUACCAUUUCAAACCCAAGAUGAUAAAGACAAAAGAUCUCUUUCCCUGUUUGGGUAAUGAACAUAACCAAACAACUGAGAAGUUUGAUGCAGAACAUAAACCCAGUUCAGAUACAAGCAGUGACUCCCCAGAUGAAGGCCUCGAUCAUAAUAACAUUCAUACUAAAUGUAAAAGAGAACAUCAAGGUUAUUCCUCCGAAGCCUCCAUUUGUGCUUCUAAAAGACCGUGUACAGAGGAUACCAUGUUGGAACUUCUAUUACGCUUGAAACAUUUAAGCUUAAAAAACUCAAUAACACAUGGAUCUUUCUCAGGGUCGUGGCAGGGGUACCCAUCCAGUGGUGCUAAGUCCCUUCAGUCUGUUUCAUCUAUCUCAGACCUUAAUUUCCAGAAUCAAAAUGAAAAUGUGCCAAGUCAGUACCUUGCACAGUUGGCAGCUAAGCCUUUUUUCUGUGAGCUUCAAGGAUGCAAAUAUGAAUUUGUGACCAGAGAGGCUUUGUUAACACAUUAUCUUAAGAAGCAUAAUUACUCAAAAGAAAAAGUCCUUCAAUUAACUAUGUUUCAACAUCGAUAUUCCCCAUUCCAGUGUCAUAUUUGCCAAAGGUCAUUUACAAGAAAAACGCACCUUAGGAUUCAUUAUAAAAAUAAACACCAAAUUGGCAGUGACAGAAUAACUCACAAACUCUUGGAUAGUGAAAAAUGUGAUCAUGAAGGCCCAUGCUCAGUAGACAGGUUGAAAGGAGAUUGUUCUGCAGACCUUGGAGGUGAUCCCAACAGCAACCCUGAGAAGCCACACUGCCAUUCUAAAAAAGAUGAAUGCAGUUCAGAAACAGACUUAGAGUCAUCUUGUGAAGAAACGGAAAGUAAAACAUCUGAUAUUUCAUCACCAGUAGGUAGCCAUAGAGAAGAACGAGAAGGAAGAGAGGGGAGAGGAAGCAGGAGAACUGUUGCUAAAGGAAAUCUGUGCUACAUUUUAAAUAAAUACCACAAACCAUUCCACUGUAUUCAUAAAACUUGCAAUUCCUCAUUUACCAAUCUAAAAGGCUUGAUUCGCCAUUAUAGAACUGUACAUCAGUACAACAAAGAACAAUUAUGUUUAGAGAAAGACAAAGCAAGAACCAAAAGGGAACUCGUGAAAUGUAAAAAGAUAUUUGCUUGCAAAUAUAAGGAAUGUAAUAAACGCUUCCUGUGUUCCAAAGCUCUUGCUAAGCACUGUAGUGACUCUCAUAACCUAGACCAUAUUGAAGAGCCUAAGGUGCUUUCUGAAGCUGAAUCUGCAGCAAGAUUUUCCUGUAACCAGCCUCAGUGCCCAGCUGUUUUUUAUACAUUCAGUAAGUUGAAGCACCACUUGAUGGAACAACAUAAUAUUGAAGGAGAAAUACAUUCAGAUUAUGAAAUUCAUUGUGAUCUUAACGGCUGUGGCCAGAUUUUCACCCAUCGCAGUAAUUACUCUCAACAUGUAUAUUACCGACAUAAGGACUAUUAUGAUGAUCUAUUUAGAAGUCAGAAAGUAGCAAAUGAAAGGCUACUAAGAAGUGAAAAGGUAUGUGAAACUACUCACACUGAGGGGAAUGAACAUCAGAAUACCAGAAGAUCGUUUAGUACUAAGGCUAAAAAGUGUGGCUUAAUCAAAGACAAGAAAGCUCCAAUUAGUUUUAAAACAAGAGCUGAAGCCCUCCAUAUGUGCAUGGAGCAGUCUGAGCACACACAGUACCCCUGCAUGGUUCAAGGAUGCUUAUCUGUGGUGAAGUUGGAGAGCAGCAUAGUGAGGCAUUACAAACGUACCCAUCAGAUGAGUAGUGCCUAUUUAGCGCAACAGAUGGAAAACCUUGUUGUUUGUGUUAAGUAUGGUACCAAAAUUAAAGAGGAGCCCCCUUCUGAAGUGGAGCCCUGUAUAAAGCAAGAAGAAAAUGGAAGCUGUGAAUCAGAGCACACAAAGCACAGCCAUUCCAUAGGUAACAGCAGUGCACCUGUCCAGAACACUGAUUCCCCUCAUCCAGGUGGAAGGGAUGGAGGUCAGAAUGGGUGUACAGAAAGUAACCCAGUAUUUGAUGCAGAUACCCUGCUCUACAGAGGAACUUUGAAAUGUAACCAUGGUUCAGAAACCACUUCUUUGGAACAAUGUAAUAUAGUUCAGCCACCUCCUUGUAAAAUAGAAAAUUCCAUACCUAAUCCCAGUGGGACUGAAAGCGGGACUUAUUUCACAAGUUUCCAGCUGCCUUUACCAAGAAUCAAAGACUCAGAAACUGGGCAGCAUAGUUCAGGGCAAGAAAACACUGUAAAAAAUCCAGCCAAUGUCCCAAAAGAGAACUUUAGGAAGCAUUCACAGCCCAGGUCAUUUGAUUUGAAGACUUACAAACCUAUGGGAUUUGAAUCUUCGUUUCUGAAAUUUAUUCAGGAAAGUGAAGAGAAAGAUGAUGAUUUUGACGAUUGGGAAACUUCAGAGCACUUAAUGUUAAGUAACUCUUCACAGCCCAGUAAUGACUUGACAGGGAAUGUUGUGGCAAAUAAUAUGGUGAAUGACAAUGACCCUGAAGUUGACAUACCUCAUUCUUCCAGUGACUCUGCAAUUCAUGAGAACUUGACUGCAAUCCCGCCUUUAAUAGUAGCUGAGACAACAACAGUUCCUUCCUUGGAAAACCUGAGGGUCGUAUUGGACAAAGCAUUAACAGACUGUGGAGAACUUGCCUUAAAACAACUUCAUUAUCUUCGGCCAGUUGUUGUCCUUGAAAGAUCUAAGUUUUCCACACCAAUUUUAGAUUUGUUUCCAACAAAAAAGACAGAUGAACUUUGUGUAGGAAGUUCCUAAAUAACAAUUUUGUUUUAGAAACAGACUGGCUCCAACACUGCAACAUUGGGACAGUUGCCAACUCGAACAAAGGCUGAGAACCAGCCACACCGUUGUUUAGGGUAGAAUAGGCUGUGUAUUUACAUGAAUGUAUAAUAUCUAUGUCAGCAGUAUUGGCUGAGUCCAUUAGCUCUCCAGUUGGUUUAUUGAUUGGUUUUUUUGUUUAUUAAAAAAAGAAAUGGAACUGUACUCUUGUUUGGUGCUAAUUAAUACAUCAAAAUAUACUGGGGCUUCCUUUUUCAAAUUAAGUGUGCAUGAUUGUAUAUGGAACAAAUACUAAGAUCCCAGGGUGGGAGGGCUAGGGAAAGGGAUAUGGAGUUCUUACUUGACUUGAAUGUGCACCUGAGGGUGCUUUGUGUAAUAUAUUGUACACUACAGCAUCUUAUAUUUUUUGAGUUGAGUUUCAAUAAAUUACAAUUUUUCACCCAUUUCUUGUUUACCCGUAAUGAGUUUUCAUGCUACACAUAAGCUUGAAUUGCACUUGUAUUUUCUGGAAUGUGCACUCAUAUUUUACCCCAGUUAUUUCUCUCUUUUUUUUUUUAAUUAACCAAACCAUUCAGAUCAAGGUUCUUUUUGAAUGACAAUUGUCUUUAAAUUUUUUUUUGUGGAAAGAACAUUCUGAGAUUGAGUAAUUAACUCUGGGAAAUCAACAUAGCUCUCUGAGGAGGAUGCCUUGAAGUUGGCCAGGUGGAAAGGAAUGGGUAUGCCAAGCAAAAUGUGAAGGACGUAGCAGAUCUGGAGGUAUGAAGGCAUGUUUCCAGGGAACUAUGAAUAAUUCGAUAGGGGAACAUUAGGAGAUAAGAUUAUUGUAGAGCUAGAUAGGCAAGAACCAACCCAUGAACACUAAGGAGUUUGAACUUGAGUCUGUAGGCAGCUGAGAGCCUUUGAAGGGUAUUAAGCAAAAUAACACAUUUAAAUUAAUAAUUGACAGAUUACUUGAAAUGUGGGGUGUGAUUUGAGGGGCUGAGAAUGGAAACAGAGAGGAAAGAGUAAGCCUGUUGAAGUAGUAAUUGAAGCAGACUUGUUGAGGGUCUACUGACAAUUGCAGCAGGAAAAGAGUAGAUAAAAUUGAGAGAUUUUAUGAGAGGAUUGCUGAAGCUUAGAGGGUGAAGUAAAGAAAAGAUUUGAGAACUUGAAGAUUUAGUGGUGAUGCAGCUACUAAGGUAGGAAUGCAAAAGGAGAAGUAGGUAUUUGGGAGGAGGAUGGAAAAGCAAGAUGAGUUUGGUCUUUGGAUGUGUUGGGUUUCAGUGAACUAUGGGACAUCCAUGACUAAUGACAAGGAUAGCAAUAUGGUCUUAAAAAUACAGCAGUGUCGCCCUCAGUUCCUUGUGAAGUUUCCAGCCACUCUUAAUCGCUAGCAAUGAAACAAAGCAUAUUCCUAACAGCCUUUUCUCAUCCCUGUGGUUAGGUUUUCAAGACCUUUAAUCUGAUCCUUAAACAGUGCUUCCUCGUUUUAUCCUCUUUUUAGGAAUUUCAUUCUGCUACCUCCUUACCCUAAGUCUAAAACACCUCCCACGCCCAAGUAGGUUAUUGGUUCAGAUACCAAUACGUAACGCAGGAUUCUCAAAUGAGAAUCUGUUGAAAGAAAAAGUGGUAGAAUAUCUUGGAGGCUGAGGCCACUAGUGAUUGGGACCUUGAGCUAAUUUCUUUCUGUGGGCUUCAGUUUUCUCACUUAUGAAGUGAGGAGGUAUUGUUAGUCAUCUUGAAAGGUUCCAUUCUGUGAUCUGAGCAUGAGAACCACCUGUUGACCUAACUUUUCAAAGUCCUUAUACUGGAGAUAGAGGAAAAAAAAAAAUCAAAUUUCAUCCCAAAGCAAGAGAAAACUACUAAUUUGCUUAGGACUGAACUAUAUUCAUUUAUCAUCUCAUUUCCUAUCCCCUGGAAGAAUCAAGCAAGUCUGUUUGCGGUAGAGUGGAACCUAGCUGUAAUAUUCAGAACCCAGUUGAUAAUUUGCUUCAAGUACAAGCCUAAGUGGUUGAUCCUAAGAUCACUUUCUUUUUCAUUUGGAGCAGCUAGAUUCAUUUCAUCUUUAUGGAAUACAGUGUUUUAUGUAAAAAACAGCAAAGUGCUAUUUUGAAGCUUUCUGUGAAUAUUUUUAUUUGAUGCAUGUUUUGAGUUUUCCCCAACCCUGGCACAGACCUGAGAGCUUUGGCUUUGUUUUCAAAGCCUUUCUCAUUUUAAGAGUGCCCCCUAUAAUGUUGGUUGGAAUUGAGAUUGUCACUUUCAUCCUUGCCUUUUCCCAGAAUUCCUUUGCUUUGGUGUCUUCCCCAUUUUCAAGAGCACGUGUGAAGGAGAGAGGAUGGGGAAUGGUGGAGAGGGAAGUUUUUGAUUAGUUGUCGUAGGGGGCAUCCCAUCCUCGUCUUAUCCCUUCUCAGUCCCAGGUUACCUACUUCUGACCUGACAAGGACAUGUACUAUUCUAGCUUUCAUACUGGAGGGCUAGUCAGUCAUUCAUCAAAUAUUUAAAUACAUAUUUAAAGGUAGUUUGUGAUAUUUUGAGAGAUUCAAAUUUUGUCAAGGUGCACCUAUCAUCGUGGAGCUUAGUGAAAGGAGGGCUGGAGUAGCCUAGAACAUGUUACUCAAAGUAUGGUGGUAGACCAGCAGAGUGGAUAUCACCUAGGUGCUACUUAGAAAUGCAGAAUUUCAGACCCCCUCCCCAGACCUACUUGACCAAAAUCUGCAUUUUAGUAACAUCUUCAGGUGAUUCAUAGACACGGAGAAGUUCUAGAAGCACUGGCCUAGAAUCCAGGUAGGAAGUAGCCAAGUGAUAUGAGAACUCAGGGUAAUUGCUAACAGUUUUGAGCACUUUACAUAAAAUUAACUCAUUGGAUUUUCAUAACCCCAUGAAGUAGGUACUAUUAUUAUCCUUACUUGACAGAUGAGAAACUUGAGACAUGAAAUGUCUUGCCAAACUAACAGCUAGAAAGAGAUUUCACCCAGUUUCCAAUCUUUUCUGACCAGAAGAAUGUCAGGAAGGGACACUCAGUUGAAAGAAUAACAGGUGGAAAGUUCACAGGUGGUAUUUGGAGCACCAAAAACACCACAGUUCUGUAAUUAAACUGAAUGUAUUGUUUGUGAAAGUGAAUAGUGGGAAAUAAAAAGUUGGAAGUAUAUGUAGGGGUCAGGCCAUGCAGGUCCAAGUUCACGGUUUUAUAUCCAGUGUUGACGUUGCUUUAUUUGAGGAAAGAGAUGGUACUAGUACAUGUUUCUGUGAAUAACAUGUAACCUAAGAAGUCAGGUUUUCCUUUCUAAAAGGAACUUAAAACUCAGAUAUUGCUCAAUUUCCUCUCCUCCCCCGCUCCCUGCUACCACCCAAAGGUAGACACGUGAUACCUCCUGGCUUUAUAUUCAGAGGCAAAAUCUCCUAUUGAGUUGAAUCUAAAAAGAGCAGCUCAAUCUGCUCUGGCCUGCUUGGUCUGUACCUGCACCAGUGGAUUCUGACAGACACUGCAUUUGGAGAUCUGGACCACUUUGAAGAAGGUAACCAGGAUAAAAAAAAAAAAACAACAAAAAACCAGGAUAGACAGAUUUAAAAACCUGUCAGCAUGUGUUUGGUAGGUUUAGCCUGGAAAAGAGAAGACAGAAGGCACAGGAGAGCUAUCUGAAUAGUAAGAAGCCAAAUAUUUACAAAGCACAUACCGUCUCCUCGACCCUGGGAAUAAGAGUGUCAAACAAGACACAACAAGAUACCUGUAUCAUGGAAAUUACAGUCUAGAGGGAAAACAGACAUUAAACAAAUCUUAAGUAAAAGUGAUGCAAAAGAAGCUCUAUGUGAUAGGGAUCAAAAAAGGAAGAGCUUUUCUUGAAACCUGAAGAAUCAAUACAAGUUAGCCAGGCAAUGAGGGUCAUCAGCUAUGCAAAGGCUUUGUGGUGCAACAGCUUGGUAUAUUAGAGAAAUUUACAAGUUCAGUAUAACUGAAGUUGAAAGAAUAAACAGGGAAGGGAAAGAGAGCAGGUUGGAUAGAUAAAACAGGAUUCAAGUAUUUUAGUGCCUGAUAGCCGUGUUCUAGAUUUUGGGUUUUGUUUGAAAGGCAAUGAAGAACCUACGAAAGAUUUUAAAGUAGGUGUUGCAUAAGUCAGUCCAUCCUAAACAGCAUGAUGGGGAAGAUUAGUGAGUCACUACUGAAGGAUGGAGGGAGGGCUGGCUGGCUGGCUCUGUCUAAACCGGUGAGGAGCUGCCUGUCAUAGACAGUGAUAGAUUCAUCAUUGGAGGUGUUAAGGUGUCCAAGAGGGGAAUCAAAGGAGAUGUUUGCACUAGAUUCUCUUUGAGGCGUCUUAUACUCUUGAUAUCUACCAUACUUGGCAUCUGGUCAUAAAUGUCACCAACCCUGGUGGCGUAGUGGUUAAGUGCUACGGCUGUUAACCAAAAGGUCAGCAGUUCAAAUCUACCAGGUGUUCCUUGGAAACUCCAUGGGACAAGUUCUACUCUGUCCUAUAGGGUCGCUAUGAGUCGGAAUCUACUCAAUGGCAACAGGUUUUUUUUCUCAAUAAUAGUUGCUCUUGCCUGUAUCUGUGGUAUUAUUCUAAGUCUCCUACACAAAUUAUCAAAUCCUCAUUACAACUCUACAAGGUAGGAAUAAUUCCCAUUUUGCAAAUGAAGAUACAAAGCAUCUAGUUAAAUAACUUGCUCAAGCUAACAAGGUUAGUGAAUAGUACAGCCAAAAUUUGAACCCAGAUCCAUCAUACUUCCAAGUACUGUCUUCAAUAACUAUAAUGCUUCUCUACAGGCAAGUACACAAAUAUGUUAAUAGGCACUUGGUGAGUGAACAAAAUAUUUGAGCACCUACUGUGUGCCAAGUACUAGAGAUACAGUAGUCAAUAAAGUGGACAUGGUCCACUGUCUUCCUUGAGUUUACAAUAUUCAGGGGAGACAGAUGUUAAGACAAAAAUUGCACAAAUAACUAUAAUCAUGUUAAGUGCUUUGAAGGUAAAAUAUAAAGUGCCAUGUAACAGGGGGAUCUAAUCUAGUAUAGGAAGUACCAGGAAAUGAUUCCACUAUAACAACCCUAUCUUUCUCCAAAAAGUUUCUGGUUAACCAUUCUUUAAUGGUUUCUGACUGAGUCUUAUCUGAGUAACUUUUAAUCCUUGCUAGAAAGGAUUCUGGCUACAAUCAAUCACUAGUGAACUAUGGGUUCAACGUCAAUAGCAUUUACUCCUAAAUCAGUACGCCAUUUCACUGACAUAAGUACGAUAUUUCUAACAGCAUCUAGACUCCAUUUUCUGGAUGUGCCUUGACACCUCAAGCAACUUGCCACACCUACCUUUCCUGCGAGAACAAAACAGCUAUUCCUUCUUCCUUAUUCCUGCUAUUUCUCCCAGUCAGUUAAAAUGAACAACUUGGAACCUGUAGUGUCUGACUUCUGUGUCUCCAUCUUCUAGAGGAUCAGAUAAUUUUUUUAAAUAAUAUUUUAUUGUGUUUUUGGUGAAAGUUGACACAGCAAAUUACAUUCCCAUUUGACAAUUUCUACACGAAUUGUAUUUCAUUGCUUAAAAUAAGGGAAGGUGUACGUCAGGGUUGUACGUAUCCUUUUCACUGUACGUAGUCUGUAUGCUGAGCAAAUAAUCCAAGAAGCUGGAUUAUAUGAAGAAGAAUGUGGAAUCAGGAUUGGUGGAAAACUGAUUAACAACCUGUGAUAUGCAGAUGACACAACGUCGCUUGCUGAAAACAGCUGGUUUGAACGCUUAGACUGAUGAAGAGCAAGGACUACAGCCUUCGUAUGGAUUGCACCUCAAUGUAAAGAAAACAAAAAUCUUCACAACUGGACCAAUAAGCAACAUCAUGAUAAACGGAGAAAAGAUUGAAGUUGUCAAGCAUUUCAUUUUAAUUGGAUCCACAAUAUACACCCAUGGAAGCAGCAGUCAGGCAGUCAAAUGACAUAUUGCAUUGAGCAAAUCUGCUGCAAAAGACCUCUUUCAAGUGUUAGAAAGAUUUCACUUUGAGGACUAAGGUGCGCCUGACCCAAGCCAUGAUAUUUUCAAUCGCUUCAUAUGUAUGCAAAAGCUGAACUAUGAAUAAGGAAGACCAAAGAAGAAUUGAUGCCUUUGAAUUACAGUGUUGGCAAAGAAUAUUGAAUAUACCAUGGGAUGCCAGAAGAACGAGUAAGUCUCUCUUGAAAGAAGCACAGCCAGAAUGCUCCUUAGAAGCGAGGAUGGCGAGACUUCAUCUUACAUACCUUGGACAAGUUAUCAGGAGGGACCAAUCUCUGGAGAAGGACAUCAUGCUUGGUAAGGUAGAGGGUCAGCAAAAAACAGGAAGACCCUUAAUGAGAUGGAUUUACACAGUGGCUGCAACGGUAGGCUCAAACAUAGCAAUGACUGUGAGGAUGGCACAGGACUGGGCAGUGUUUCGUCCUGUUGUACAUAGGAUCACUAUGAGUUGGAACCAACUCGAUGGCACCCAACAACAACAACACAAAUUAUUCAGCAGCAUUACCUUUUUCACGAAGUGUCAACACUCUAUUUAAUUGCAUUCUGGUGGUUCCAUUUCCGGUGCUCUAGUUUCCCUUCUUUAUCUUUCCUUUUGGUCUCAUAGAUUGCUUUUUAUAGAGCACUGUAUUCAUGGAUAAUAUCCUUUAUUUUGUGUGGCAAUCUGUUAUUUCACUAAAAGGUGGCCUCAGGGACAUAAAACAAUUUUUUUUUAAGUAUUUGUCAUAGCCAACCCUUUCUCUCCUUCCUUACUGUAACCCUCUUCCUCUUGGUGCAAACCCUCUUUUGUAUUCUUGCAGCAUUUGUAAUCUGAUCUCACAAUUUAGAUUAUACACUUUGUAUGUGAACUAUCUUUUUUCACAUAAGCUUUUUGGAAACAUUUUCUAUCCUCAUGAUAGGUACUGUUGUUGUUACGUGCAGUCCAGUCGAUUCCGACUCAUAGCGAGUGACCCUAUUGGGGCACGGUAGUAUUGCCCCAAAGCGUUUCCAAGGAGUGGCUGGUGGAUUUGAACUGCUGAUCUUUUGGUUAGCAGUCCAGCUCUUAUCCAUUGUGCCACCAGGUACUAGUCAGUAAAUAAUCAAAUAGUACCAAUCAGUACCAAUCAAUUACAAGUACUAGUAAAUGAUAGGUAACCAAAAAAAAAAAAAAA
Loxodonta africana (African savanna elephant) is the source of this 12872-nucleotide messenger RNA. It is a transcript of the gene RLF, whose product is annotated as RLF zinc finger. Gene Ontology annotation, cellular component: nucleus. Gene Ontology annotation, molecular function: DNA-binding transcription factor activity, RNA polymerase II-specific; DNA binding. The record is from RefSeq and is a predicted model, not a curated record. Bases 11 to 5758 code for a protein of 1915 amino acids. Gene Ontology annotation, biological process: regulation of transcription by RNA polymerase II. The transcript is spliced from 8 exons. NCBI's taxonomy places the organism in Eukaryota, Metazoa, Chordata, Mammalia, Proboscidea, Elephantidae.